AUGAAUUGUAUAAUAAAACCCUUUGGAGUUUCAUUAUAUCCCUUGCACUCGUCUAUUUUCCCUGUUUCUCCUUCCAGGGCCUCGAUCAACGAUAAAAUCGACGGGAAAAAAUCUGAAGGAGGUGAUAAAGACCCAGGAGGGACCUUCAGAUGUUUUCUCUGUCCUCUAGAGGAGCAUUUCGACUACAGGGGAAGCAAGCCCCCAUUCUCACGUGAUAUCCUGUACCUCGAGGAGUGCUACAUCAUGAGAGAUCCCUUUAGUCCCCCCAAUAAGGGAGAAGUUCUCGUCCUGGGGGGUGACUGCUCACUCUGUGAGAGAACUGUGUGCCUGGGAUGCAGUAUUUUCUACACCAAACGAUUUUGCAAGGAAUGUGCCAACAAUAACGUCAACUUACCGAUACAGUUACAGAGUAAAGUUAAGAGCCUUAAUAAAAGUGAUAAUUAACAUGUCCAUAUUGGUUAAAUUUUUUUUUCCCAUUUUCUGAAAUUUAUGAUGACUUAGACUCACGAAGUUCUCUGUUGUUUGAUCGUUGAAGUACAACAAGUGCUAGAAUUAGUGACCUUGUGGGUGUAUUUAAUCGGAGGGUUAAUCAUGUUUCAAUAAAUU
This is a messenger RNA of Diachasmimorpha longicaudata, 606 nucleotides long. Its product is annotated as cysteine-rich DPF motif domain-containing protein 1. The transcript has a single exon. Lineage: Eukaryota; Metazoa; Arthropoda; Insecta; Hymenoptera; Braconidae. The record is from RefSeq and is a predicted model, not a curated record. Bases 1 to 444 code for a protein of 147 amino acids.